This is a messenger RNA of Antrostomus carolinensis (chuck-will's-widow), 1034 nucleotides long. It is a transcript of the gene ZBTB40, whose product is annotated as zinc finger and BTB domain containing 40. Lineage: Eukaryota; Metazoa; Chordata; Aves; Caprimulgiformes; Caprimulgidae. The annotation marks the transcript as partial. The record is from RefSeq and is a predicted model, not a curated record. The transcript has 6 exons.
AUGUAUGCCUGCCAGUACUGCGAUGCUGUGUUUGCCCAGUCCAUCGAGCUGUCCCGCCACGUCCGGACUCACACAGGGGACAAGCCGUACGUCUGCCGGGAGUGUGGGAAAGGUUUCCGCCAGGCCAACGGACUCUCCAUCCACCUCCGGACCUUCCACAACAUCGAAGAUCCCUACGACUGCAAGAAGUGCCGGAUGAGCUUUGCCACCCUGCAGGAGCAUCGCAAGCACAUCCAUGAAGCCCACUCUCGAGAGUACCACCCCUGCCCUACCUGCUCUAAAGUCUUCAGUGCCCCGUCGCUCCUGGAGCGCCACAUGGUGACCCACGUUGGAGGAAAGCCCUUUAGCUGUGAGAUCUGUGACAAAGCUUACCAGCAGUUGUCAGGGUUAUGGUAUCACAACCGGACCCACCACCCUGAUAUCUUUGCAGCUCAGAAUCACCGCUCCUCCAAGUUCUCCUCCCUGCAGUGCAGCUCCUGUGACAAAACCUUCUCCAGCACUGCUGCUCACCGAAAGCACGUCAAGGCAGAGCACGCAGAUGUGAAGUUCCAUGAGUGUGAGACGUGCAAGGAGCUCUUCCCCACCCUGGCUCUCCUGCAGGUCCACGUGAAGUGCAGGCACUCAGGCUCCCAGCCAUUUCGCUGCUUGUACUGCUCAGCGUCCUUCCGCUUCCCAGGGGCCCUGCAGAACCACGUCACCACCCAGCACUUCAAGCAGAUGGAGAGCACCUUCACCUGCGAGCUCUGUGGGGAGCUCUUCCCUUCCCAGGGUGAGCUGAAGGGUCACUACAGCGCUGAACAUCCCAAGGCGGUCUUCUCCCAAGCCACCAUGGCCCAGAUUGUGCAGGUGAUUCAGACGUCGGAGCAAGGAGCAGCAGAGCAUAUCAUCUCUUUUGAUGAGGCCCAACUCACUGGCUCCCAAGUCUUUGUGACAUUGCCCGAAUCCCAAAUGAGCCAAACUGGCUCCGAGCUGGUGGCAGUGACCAUGGAGGACUUUUUUGAUGACAAAGUCACUCUGAUUUGUGAAGAAACAAA